AAACGCAAGAUGAUCCUCACAACAUGCGCCGCCUGCGCCGCCCCACUGGCCCACGACGCGCCGCGUUGUGUGCGCUGUAAAAUUCGCUAUUGUGACUCGACUUGCCAGCAUGACCACUGGCGCCGCGGCCACAAGCAGAUGUGUAAGAAAAUACACCGCGGCGGCAACGCAGAACAGUAUAAUGCAGACAAAAAAUACAAGGAGGCCGUCGCGGUCGCGGUCGAGGCGUGCGCCAAGGACACGAAGGGCCAGACGUGCUACAUCUGCACGCAGGCCCUCCACUGGAAGACGAAGGAGGGCCUCGUGCGCAUGUGUGCGUGCCGCGGGACGGCGGGCUUCGCGCACGUGUCGUGCUUGGCGGAGCAGGCGAAGAUUUUGGUCGCGGAGGUCGAGGAGAAUAAUUUGGGCGACAAAGCGAUGGAUGUGAGGUUUGCACGGUGGUACUCAUGUAGCCUGUGCGAGCAACAAUACCAUGGCGUCGUGGGCUGCGCGCUCGGGUGGGCGUGCUGGAAGACGUACCUGGGCCGGCCGGAGACGGACACGGCUCGGAAAUUGGCGAUGAACCUGCUUGGGAAUAGUCUAGCCAUUGCAAACCAUCACGUAGACGCGUUGACCGUGAAAGAGGCCGAGUUGUCAAUGCACCAGCGCGUUGGCGGACCAGAAGAGCACAUACUCGCCACGCGGAGCAAUCUUGCGAUGACGUAUCGGGCGCUCGGACGGGAGGAAGAGGCACUGCACCUGCGUCGAGAGGUAUACUCCGGACGUUUGAAGCUUAAUGGCGAAGAACAUGAAGAGACUCUCCGAGCGGCCUUCAACUACGCGAACUCCCUUCUUAGUCUACAGCGCUACGCAGAAGCCAAGGCACUGUUGCGCAAAACGAUGCCUGUGGCGCGUCGUGUUCUCGGAGAGGGUAAUAGACUCACGCUCAAGAUGAGGUGGACUUACGCGAAGGCGCUCUACAAAGACAACCGCGCUACGCUCGAUGAUCUCCGCGAGGCCGUGUCGACGCUUGAGGACGCGGAACGGACCGCGCGGCAGGUGCUGGGCGGCGUGCACCCGACCACGGGAGAGAUCGAGCGUGCCCUACGAGACGCGCGAGCCGCGCUCCAAGCCGCGACGGAGAAGUAA
This is a messenger RNA of Pelagomonas calceolata, 1128 nucleotides long. NCBI's taxonomy places the organism in Eukaryota, Pelagophyceae, Pelagomonadales, Pelagomonadaceae. The record is from the annotation of a GenBank genome assembly.